Messenger RNA from Fusarium mangiferae, 1557 nucleotides. RefSeq lists its product as uncharacterized. The transcript is spliced from 4 exons. The coding region runs from base 1 to 1557 and encodes 518 amino acids. Lineage: Eukaryota; Fungi; Ascomycota; Sordariomycetes; Hypocreales; Nectriaceae. The record is from RefSeq and is a predicted model, not a curated record.
AUGGGAAUGCAGGGCCCCUUAACUGCCCAAGCGCUUGGCCGGUCUCCUUAUGACGAUGUUGUUGAAUGGGAUGAUGAUCAUGACGAGCUACCAAAUGACUCUGGCCAACAAUAUGACCAUCGAGGCCGUCCCAUCAACACUGAAACGAAAAGAGUCAACAGAGACAUCAUUCGUUCCCAUAAUGAAGUUAUGCUAGUUAUUGGCGUCGCUGAGCAAGAGAGUUCAACUACAAAUCCAGAGGCCGAGUCUGAUAAACGUCAUGCCAUGUAUGAGGAUGACGUGGGCACAAACCUUGCCUUCUCGGCCCUUCGUUGCGUGGACGCUGCCGGUGCCUUUGGACUAGAUGGAUUCCGUCAGCGAGUCUUGAUUUACAAACGCUAUUCUCACAUCCCGUUUUGGGAUUUGUAUGCACAGUCCCGAAGUACCUUUUCUAUCUCCCAAGAUCUUCUGCCUGGUGCUUCCGUAAAUCUUUUCGGUAAUUACAUCGACCGACAAAUUGCUAUAUUGUGGCGCGACAGGCCCGACAGGAUGUUUGCUCGUCGACUCGCCCAUGAAGUCUGGUCAUACGUUCGGGUUCAUCUAGAGCUAUAUAUUUCUCUGCAACGGCUUGGCCUGGCCUCAAGCACUAACUGGCUCCCAAGCCUAUCCUUCUUCGUCCCAUUUACUCAAGAUUCGCCAAUUCCAGCCCCACCACCAGCAAAGGAUCUUUCUUUCCAGUCUCUUUUACAGUGGGUUGGAGGCUUGUGCAUAUGUUCGACGCCGUUCCUCGUCUGGGUAAUGUCCCAGAGACUGAUCCGUGACUGGAGACCCCAAAUUUGGGCGAGAGUAUUUCGGUGGUUACCGAACACUGGUUCUCUCCCUGGCGUGACUAACAGCUGGAUGCAAGCCGACAGGUCUGGAGAGCACCGGCGUGCUCGGAGCACAAUCGACGAUGUGUCGCCAAUACGGCCGAUCGACGGACAAAUGCCCAACGAUACAGGUCCAGUAGAAGCUGUUCGGCGGCCAAGUACUUUCUCGGCGCGUGGGGAUGACUAUGCAACUGACGAAGAAGAUAAUGAAGGGCUUAGUGCCACCUUGAUCAGCUUUGAUGUCGAAGCCACUGCUGAAACCAGCGAAGCACCUCCUGGACUCUGGAGCGCCGAAUUAAGACCAAGUGUUGAAGCAAGGGGAGCGCUUAUGCCUACAAACACCUACUGCGAUACGAUGCUGACGCAGCUUCCCCCUUUGAUUGCCUCACAUAUCUUUACUGAUGCCGUUUUGAGAUUGGUGACUGCACCGUGGGAAGCAACUGCUCUGCGGUUGAUGGCGCAUAGUCUCCGCCAACGGUUUAAUCUCCCAACUCAUGACGUUUGCGAAAUUAAUCUUCUCAGUCAUCUCGAUUUGACAUUCGCUAUCAACUUUCUCGGCACUCAAUUGCUGCAUUUAGCUUUGUGCGGAGAGAUUUGGGCAGCCUUCACGACAGUGGCCACAGUUUUACACACAACCCCUGACGAGUGGCGGGAAGCCGAAGCCGAGGAGCAGGAGAAAGGACAAGAUUGGACAGAUGAGACUAUUUAA